CACCCAGACACCACCGACCUUGCUGUUGUGUAAUAUGCGAACGUCAACAAAGACUGGCAGAGGCGCAGUCCUUGAACCUUCGACGUCCCUCUGGGCCGGCGUGUGCCGGUCGUGGUUGGUCGGUCGGCCGCGAGAUAACGAAGGAUUUCCGGCACAACCCCCGGUCUCUUGAGCUGUCGGUCUCAUUUCACACCGCGCGGCAUCGACGAGACUGCGAGAGCAGCCACCCUGCCAAUCCGGAUCAGCUGCCCCUUUGCAGCCCAGCCAGGCCAGGCCGCAUCGCUGGUGGGUGGCGUCAAGCCUUCCAUCUCGUGGCUCGAUAGCCCCGUGCUGACGGCUGGUGCGAUGGUGGGUUGUAUCCUCCAUCUACGGAGUACAUUUCACAGACAUGCAGACAUGUGCGUCCUCCGCAUCGUUACGCCGUCAGCUUACGCGAUGGCUUCCGAUCUGGCGAUCCGGCAGUGCACUGGGCCACUGGCAUUGGCCAAUCCGCCAGCAGCUCGACCUCGGGGUUGACAGCCGGCUCAGCGACUCCCUUCGACUCCCUUCGACUCACUUCACCUCGUCUUGCCGUCUUGCUCUGAUCCCGGCCUCCUUGGUCAAUUUCCGGCUGUCCUGCCUGUUGGUACACGUCUGCAGCGUGGCCCAUGUCUCACUUCUGCCAGCUUCCUAGUCCGGCCCGCCCCAAGCACUCGCACUCGCGUCCACUUCAGCCGCCGGUCCUUUUACCCUGCAUGGUUUCUGUUUCGCAAACAUGCCAUUCUGCUAUUCUGCCGUUCUGUACCAGCCUGAUGUCUCGUGCCGUCUCUGCCAUGGCCAUAUCUUGUCCAGGUAAGCUGGCAAGUCAUUCCCGUGGCCGGCUCCUUCGUCUUGUUACUAUGUAUGAGUCCUGAUAAGCCAGCAAGCCAUCCAUGAAAAGGGCAUGUGGGCCGCUUCACUAAACCCCGUCUGAUCCGACGUGUCGGAUCUUGACCCUGAACACCAUUCGCAGAGCUGCUGGAUCCCAGGUAUGACAGGACCCGCCACGCUCAGGUGGGACAUUGUCUAUACACCACCACGCAGCCUGGACCUGUACGCAUCCGUGGAGGGGACCCGCUGCUUAUCGCUCCCCAGCCGUAUGGCCGAGCGAGCAAUGUGCUCCCUUCUCGAGGCGAGGCUCCCCACCCAGCUGGCAGGCCAGGCCAACAAAGGGCAUCCCCUUCUCAUUGGACCUCUGCUCCACUCAUAUCUGUGCCACAUGGUCUGUCCAGGGUCCAGAUGCUAUACGGAGUACCGGGUACGCUGCACAAGGCAGACCGUCCAGGCCGUCCUCGAAAUUGCCCUGCGCCGAGAGGACAUCCCAUCGGCUGCGCCAAGUCUGCGUGCGUCUUUGCCCGGGCCGCGCUGAGACCAAUGUUCCGCUCUUCUAUUUAUCUACCUGCACACCCACUCCUGCGGUCUUCCCCAGGCCGCGGUCCUCUGUCUGUUCCUUUUCCUGUUGCGUUGCUGCUUCUUUUGUCGAGAGCCUGCAGCGUUUCUUUUUGUUUUUCUGCCUGUCAACCCUGCUUGGCACUGCUGUGAAAAGCAGCUACAGCUUUAUUCAACACCCCGGGGCACGCACAAGCCGCCAAGAUGUCGGCUGGACCUCUUGAGGAGUACACUGGUCUGGAUGGUGUUGCCUACGAGGGAGGCGACUCGCUGGUAGACGACCUGAACGUUUACUAUUCAUCAGGCGACUUCGCCUGGAUCCUCACAUCGGCAGCCCUGGUUCUGCUUAUGAUCCCUGGCGUGGGCUUUUUCUACAGCGGUCUUGCUCGUCGAAAGUCUGCACUCGCCUUGAUAUGGCUCUCCUUGAUGAGUAUAGCAGUCGUCGGGUUCCAGUGGUUCUUUUGGGGAUACACCCUGGCCUUCAGUCACACCGGCAGUGCCUUCAUCGGUGACAUGUCCAACUUUGGCCUCAUGAAAGUCUUGGGCCAGCCCAGCGUGGGAAGCAGCAAGAUCCCCGACUUGCUAUUUUGUCUGUACCAGGGCAUGUUCGCUGCCAUCACACCCGCCCUCGCCAUCGGUGCUGCAGCCGAUCGUGGCCGAAUGCUCCCUGCUCUCGUCUUCAUCUUCAUCUGGUCAACCAUCGUCUAUGACCCUAUCGCUUACUGGACCUGGAACCCCAAUGGCUGGUCCUUGAACCUCGGCGGUCUCGACUUUGCCGGUGGCACGCCUGUGCACAUUUCCUCAGGCGCUGCCGCUCUUGCCUACUCCCUCAUGCUCGGCCGGCGGACUGGCUACGACAAGACACACGGCCUACCGUACCGCCCGCACAACGUCACCCAUGUUGUUCUUGGGACGGUAUUCCUAUGGGUCGGCUGGUUCGGAUUCAACGGUGGUAGCGCUCUUGGUGCGAACCUGCGUGCAGUCUUGGCCUGUGUCGUGACCCACAUCGCCGCUUGUGUGGGUGGCUUUACCUGGUGUCUGAUGGACUACCGCCUCGAGAAGAAAUGGAGCACUGUCGGGUUCUGUAGUGGUGUCAUUGCCGGCCUGGUAGCCAUCACGCCGGCCGCUGGAUUCGUACCAACCUGGGCAGCUGUCAUUUAUGGAGUCGUCGGUGGUAUUGCGUGCAACUUGGCCACCAAGAUCAAGUUCUGGGUUGGCAUCGACGACGCUCUCGAUGUGUUUGCCGAGCACGGUGUUGGCGGUAUUGUUGGAAAUCUCCUGACCGGCCUCUUUGCUGCCGACUAUAUCGCUCACCUUGACGGUGCCACUGAGAUCGAUGGCGGCUGGCUCAACCACAACUACAUCCAGCUGGCCAUUCAGCUUGCUGACUGUGUCGCCGGAUUCGCGUGGUCCUUCGUUGUCACCUGUAUCAUCCUGUUUGUCAUGAACCUGAUCCCUGGCCUGAGCCUUCGCGCCUCGGUCGAGGAGGAGGAGUUGGGGCUAGACGAUGCGCAACUCGGUGAGUUCGCUUAUGACUACGUCGAGCUGAGCCGCACGAUGAACGAUGUGCUCGGGGGCUCGACCGAGGGGCAUGCUUCCAGCCGGGGAAGUCUCAAGAAUGCACCAGUCACUCCUCCCCCUGCCAAGAACGAACACUCCGAGAAGAUGGUAUAA
Diaporthe batatas is the source of this 3081-nucleotide messenger RNA. RefSeq lists its product as uncharacterized. The transcript has 4 exons. Gene Ontology annotation, molecular function: ammonium channel activity. Gene Ontology annotation, biological process: ammonium transmembrane transport. Gene Ontology annotation, cellular component: plasma membrane. The record is from RefSeq and is a predicted model, not a curated record. Lineage: Eukaryota; Fungi; Ascomycota; Sordariomycetes; Diaporthales; Diaporthaceae. Bases 1612 to 3081 code for a protein of 489 amino acids.